UCAACGCUGUAAAUUAAAUAUGUGAUUAAACCACUCUUGUGUAUUAAUUUCACCACAAAGACAAAUAUCCCCCCGAUCGCCAUAUACUGAACAUUGUCGUGGCAAGUUAUGUUAGUAAGCACCUAUUUAUUUACAUAUUAUUUUACAUAUGCACUUGGUGAUGAUGCUGCUGCGUUGGCAGUGGCGCGCAAAAAACUAAAAGAAACUCAACACACGUCACAGUCAAUGUUGCUUGCGACGAUGCGUUACGAACCAGGGUGUUGAGUUUUCUAUUCCGGCCUGGAAUGACACACGCAGGAGUGGCAAGGCGAGCGGCAAGCCCCAUCCACCUCUGUCACUCCAGUGCUGAUGGAAAGUUGUACGCUGCAGCAGCUACUUAUUUAGAGUUGAGUCGCAUCAGGGGAAGUCCCGGAACAUGUUCAGAUACCACUUGCCACGAAUAUUAUUUGAGGCCAAGAGAUUAUUCUACUUUCCUGGGUUGCAAAGCACAGUGCACUAUCCACUGCGCCAAGGGCUCAAUACUACACACACACACGCAUAUGUACAAAACCAAAUGACAAAGAUCCCCCAUAUAGCCUCUAACAGGCUGUUGGGGCAAGUGCUCCAACAGACAACAGCAGAUGCAGACCGUUGUUCACCUUCACAAUUAGCAUCCCCUCCUUCAAUCAGUCUGUCUCGCUCAGAUAAACAAGCCCCUCACAAUUGCAUCCAUGCUACGUACAGUUUUAAGACAUUUUAAAAUCAUGAUUGUCAUAAUAAAAGCACGUAAAAAAAAUCAUUGCAAUUUUAAUCCUUACACGGACCACAACUCCUCAAGGCAACUCGACCUUAGUGCCGUAACGAAAUAGCUUUUUCGGAACGGCUAAAAAUGUAAAAACAAAAUUUAACUGCGGCAGAUUCUUAUCGAUCUCUGCAUAGCCAUUGCGGAGGCACCGGCGUUCGCUUUCCAACACGGCGGCUCCGUGACCCACGUAGCCGGCGACGUGACGCUGAUUGCAGGUGGCACCCCAUUAAACCGGCGCUGCUGCAGCAGACUCGCGAAUAGGAGCCGAGCGUUGCCUGCCACAGGCUUUAAGUGGUGCAGGCGUGCAUGCGGGCGGGAACGGUGAGAUGGCAGCGGUGAGUCAGGCACACGAUGUCGACAUUUUUCCGUUGUAUUUUUUUUCCACAAUUAUAUUUACGAUUGUGCUCUCGGUGCGGUGUCAAUUAGACGAUGGCAUUCCCAUUCGGCAAUUGGCCCCGGUCCGCAGAAGACGAUGUCGCAGAAAUACUUCCCAAAGACGAUGUCGCAGAAGAACGAUGUCGCAGAAGACGAUGUCGCAGAAGAACGAUGUCGCACAAGAUGAUGUCGCAGAAGACGAUGUCCAGAAAUACUUCCCAAAGACGAUGUCAUAGAAGACGAUGUCGCAGAAGACGAUGUCGCCGAAGACGAUGUCGCAGAAGACGAUGUCGCAGAAAUACUUCCCAAAGAUGAUGUCGCAGAAGAUGAUGUCGCCGAAGACGAUGUCGCCGAAGACGAUGUCGCAGAAGACGAUGUCGCAGAAAUACUUCCCAAAGACGAUGUCACAGAAGACGAUGUCGCAGAAGACGAUGUCUCAGAAAUACUUCCCAAAGAUGAUGUCGCAGAAGAUGAUGUCGCCGAAGACGAUGUCGCCGAAGACGAUGUCGCCGAAGACGAUGUCGCAGAAGACGAUGUCGCAGAAAUACUUCCCAAAGACGAUGUCGCAGAAGACGAUGUCGCAGAAAUACUUCCCAAAGACGAUGUCACAGAAGACGAUGUCGCAGAAGACGAUGUCACAGAAGACGAUGUCCAGAAAUACUUCCCAAAGACGAUGUCAUAGAAGACGAUGUCGCAGAAAUACUUCCCAAAGACGAUGUCGCAGAAGACGAUGUCGCAGAAAUACUUCCCAAAGACGAUGUCGCAGAAGACGAUGUCGCAGAAAUACUUCCCAAAGACGAUGUCGCAGAAGACGAUGUCGCAGAAAUACUUCCCAAAGACGAUGUCACAGAAAACGAUGUCGCAGAAGACGAUGUCGCAGAAGACGAUGUCCAGAAAUACUUCCCAAAGACGAUGUCAUAGAAGACGAUGUCGCAGAAGACGAUGUCGCCGAAGACGAUGUCGCAGAAGACGAUGUCGCAGAAAUACUUCCCAAAGAUGAUGUCGCAGAAGAUGAUGUCGCCGAAGACGAUGUCGCCGAAGACGAUGUCGCAGAAGACGAUGUCGCAGAAAUACUUCCCAAAGACGAUGUCGCAGAAGACGAUGUCGCAGAAAUACUUCCCAAAGACGAUGUCGCAGAAGACGAUGUCGCAGAAAUACUUCCCAAAGACGAUGUCGCAGAAGACGAUGUCGCAGAAAUACUUCCCAAAGACGAUGUCGCAGAAGACGAUGUCGCAGAAAUACUUCCCAAAGACGAUGUCACAGAAGACGAUGUCGCAGAAGACGAUGUCGCAGAAGACGAUGUCUCAGAAAUACUUCCCAACGACAAUGUCACAGAACUACUACUUCCCAAAAUCACUUCAAGGGGCCCCUCGCUGUGCGUCGCUUUUAUACGUCGUAGCGUUGGAAUUUAACCAUUACGUUGGACAAAAACCCCACAUUUAAUUGUGAUGGGGUUUUGUGUGUGUGUGUGUAGCUGUCGGUGACCGGGUCUAAAACCAUCAACUGGCUGCGCUCGAGAACCCAGAUUAAUCGCAGGUGUCUACCCGGAUUCUAACAAACGGAUCUCAGUGGCGCCAGCUGAUGUUUAAUUUCUCGCGUUUAAUUCGUGAUUGU
This is a messenger RNA of Petromyzon marinus (sea lamprey), 2773 nucleotides long. NCBI's taxonomy places the organism in Eukaryota, Metazoa, Chordata, Hyperoartia, Petromyzontiformes, Petromyzontidae. The record is from RefSeq and is a predicted model, not a curated record.